CAAUGGUCAAAAUUGGUAUUAUUUGUAAAAGCUACGCGGUAAAAUAGACUCGUAGAUUUAUAUGCUGGAGCUCAGUAUAACUGUCCUAAAUUGGUUACAUACUGAUUCGGAAUCUAUUCUGAAUCGACCCGCGAAAAAAGAAUAUUAACGAAAAUGGAUGUUGAUGAAGACGAUUUUAUGGAAAUUGAUGAUUCAAUUCCGGCAGCUCGUAUAAUCGAACGUAAAGCUGAUGAAUUCCCUACACCUCUACAACAAAUCAACCAUAUAAUAGAUCCCAAAGUUUAUCCAACCCCACAAAAUACGUUAAAACAAAACGACGUUACGGCUAAAGAAUUAGCAGCUGAGAUAAUUAGUUCAAAUGAGAAUAUAACAAACAACUUACUUGGUGAUACACCGGUAGAUAAUACAACAGACAAACCAGUAGAGUCUGCCGUUGAUGAUGUUGUUGUUUUGGAUGAUGAUGAGGAACCUAUGAAGGAAGUUGAGGAACCAGUGGCAAACAAUACCGCUGAAAUAAAUCCAGUAGAAGACAUAAUUGAUUUAGUUGAUAAACAUAAUAGCGUCCGGUGUUUGAACAGCAGUUGUGCUGGUACUGAUUUCGAUUUUAUUCUGGCACCAGAUUUCUGCUUAUCUUAUUACAGAGUAAAACGUUCUAAAAGUUUCAAAGAAGAGAUUUGUCAAAAUUGCUACUUCAAAUCCAUUCAGGACUUCGAUAACCUCUGUACCCAGUUAAAAAAUAAGGAAUCAGUUCUUAAAUGCGAUUAUCCUCUAAUCAACGAAACUUUACAAAUCGAAGAUAGCGAUGACGAGGAGGAAGAAGAUAAAGAAAACGUCGAAUAUAUAGAUCAAGAAAAAUUCGAUUUUAUCAGCGAAAAUAUUGAUGAUAUUAUUGAAAAGACUCUAGUUAAUUACAGAGUUAAAAAUCGAUAUAAAAUGGAAACUGAUUUUGUGAAAUAUGAAAACAAAAAAUUAGAAAAGGAUUAUGAGGAAAUGUCGAAAUCCGUUACAGAAAUUAGAUACUUCUUAGAUCGGAUACAAUUGGAUUUAUAUAAUUACUUCCGGCCCGAUUUUAAAAUAUUGAAAGGUCUUUCAAUAACAGACGAUCAUACAAUUUCUCCUAAUAUAACUAUUCGGACUGAAGCAGCAGCUGAUUUGAGCCCAAGGAAAAGUACCAGGUCUCACAAACCGGUAUCUUAUGUAGAAUUGGACGAUCUGGGGAAUUCGAACAGUCCGAAAGUAGCACCACCCCAAGAUAUCGAAAUACCAAAAGACUUACCACCAGCUUUACCAAUCGAAAGAGUUGAUCCGAAAAUUGGUGAUAUAUUUUAUAUAGCGAGAGAAAAUUCCCAGACUACUUGGGUAAAGGGACGUUUACAAACGAUCAUAUUACCAGGUAGCAUUUACAAUGGCCAAUCAUACAUGACUACUUAUUAUAAAUUAAUUGAACUGAAACAACAAAAAGAACGUAUAGUUAGCGGCAAAAAUAUAGCUUGGUUGCAUUAUUGUAAAUACCGUUUACCUGUUGGUACAAGGGUAGUUUCGAUAUUUAAAGAAGUGGGUAAUGUAGGAGAGGCUAAGAAACCCAGAAAUGAUCCUUACUACGCUGGAAUCGUGGGAGAACAACCUUUCGAGGGAAAUAGAUUUAGAUAUUUAAUAUUUUUCGACAUUGGUUAUUCUCAAUAUGUGAGUUAUUUGAGUGUAAACCUGGUUUUGGAAGCCAGUCCGAACGUUUGGGAAGACCUACACGUGGAAUGUAGACCGUUCAUAAAAAAAUAUUUAGAAAGUCAAGACAGACCUAUGGUGAAAUUAGCCAAAGAUCAAACCGUGAAAGUUGAAUAUAAAGGUAAAUGGUGGUUGUGUACUGUGGUUAAUGUGGAUUGUUCGUUGGCACAAGUGUUCUUCGAUGGUUUAAAUAGAACCGAAUGGAUUUACAGGGGUUCCUCUAGGUUGAGUCCGUUAUUUAGAGAAGAACAAGCCGCUACAAACCGACAUACCGGAGUUCGAACUUCAAGGAAAAUAGGACAUAAUGAAUCUGCAACUGUUGUGCAAUAUACCAGAAACGACGACUACGUACCCACCAGUCAGGCUCAAAAUCAAGAAUCUCCAACGAAUAACGUUAGAGCGGUUGCCAGGAAAAGUACCACUAGGCCACAAAAUAACAUACCGGUACCUAGUGCUGUACCAUUCCUUCCACCGGUUAACAAUACUCCCGUCAACAUGACAGGACCAACCAGCAAAAUCAUGUAUUUUACACCACGGGACCAAGUAAUAAUAAAACGAGAAUACAAACCGCACACUUGUUCCGUUAAAUGCAAGGAGUUCCUUACACACAACUUUAGUCAACUUCGCGGACAUAACCCUCUGUCUAAACCAUUAUUGUGCGGUUGGGGUCGGAUGUCGAUGAAAGGGAAAGGUAGAAAAGAAAUUGUUUAUAAAGCACCUUGCGGAAGACAGCUCAGAAAUAUAGCAGAAGUUCAUUAUUACCUUCGAGAGACCAAAUGUGAAAUGACGGUGGAUUUAUUCGAUUUCAAUCACAUGGUUAGGUGUUUGGCGGAAUUCAGCGUCGAUUGUGUACCGGAUCCAAAAGAUCUAUCUAGAGGAAUGGAACAAGUCCCCAUACCCGUUAUCAACGGAAUCAAUAACGAAAUGUUAGAUUUCUGUAAUUAUUCCAUAAAAAGAGUUCCCAUGGAAGGUGUCCACAUGAAUUUAGACCAAGACUUUUUGUGCGGUUGUGAUUGCGAUGACGAUUGUAUAGACAAAACCAAAUGUUCUUGUUGGAAAUUAACAUUGGAAGGUGCCAAAUAUAUUGGUAAAGAUAUCGAUCCAAAUUCUGUUGGUUAUAUAUACCGACGUUUACCGGAACAAGUAAUUACAGGAAUUUAUGAAUGUAACAGUAGGUGUAGCUGUUCUUCUACUUGUCUAAAUAGAGUAGUCCAGAAUCCGAUGAGUUUGAAACUUCAAGUUUUUCGAACUCACAAUCGAGGUUGGGGCAUUAGAUGUUUGAAUGACGUUCCGCAGGGUAGCUUCAUUUGUAUAUACGCCGGUACAAUCCAUACGGAAGCCAUGGCAAACGAAGAUGGUAUGGCAUACGGAGACGAAUAUUUUGCCGAAUUAGAUUAUAUAGAAACAGUUGAAAAAUACAAGGAAGAUUAUGAAGCCGAAGUAAUAGAAGAAGAGGAAGAAGAAAGGUACAAUCAAAGAAACACACCACCAGAAGACGAAGAAGAAGAAGAAUCUUUUACCAGAUUCAGUAAUGGAAAAUAUAGGAGAUACAACUAUUCAGAAGAUAACGAUUUCACACCUAGUCAUCCUGACAGGAUAACGGCCAGAAUGGCAGAAAAUAGUAUCAGGACAAGACUUAGAAGACGGAACGAAGAAGAUGCAAAAUUGGAAACAGAAUCUAAAAAGGAAGAUAAUAAAACCGAAACCAAGCAAGAUUCGUCGGUAAAAGUGAAACAGGAAAUAGUAGAACCUAGAACUGAUUUGAAAACAUCAUUAGAAGGAUUAUCCUCAAAUAUUGAAACUGUUACAAUUAGCGAUGAAGAAGACGAGGGUAGAGAAGUUUUGAGUUUCAAUCCCAAAGCGAGUGGUUUAGAUGAGAAAGGACCUAAAUACACGUCGGUUAGAGAAUUAUUCGGAGACGACGAAUGCGUAUACGUAAUGGACGCCAAAAAUGCCGGAAAUAUAGGGAGAUUUUUAAAUCAUUCCUGUUCGCCGAACGUAUUCGUCCAAAACGUAUUCGUCGAUACUCACGAUCCCCGUUACCCGUGGGUAUCGUUCUUUUCGUCUCAGUUCAUAAGGGCCGGUACUGAACUGACGUGGAAUUAUAAUUAUGAUAUAGGAAGCGUACCCGGCAGAGUUCUAUACUGCCAUUGUGCUUCUUUAGAAUGUAAAGGUCGUUUAUUGUAGGUUAUCAUUGAAAUUUGUUGAAAUAAUUAGUUCGAUUUGAUUAAAUCGGUGGCAAUGAUCGGAAUAAUAGACACUCGUUUAUUUGGCAAACCUUUUUUUCCAUUUUAUCUAUUGUAUGUUUCCUAAAUGAACGAAAAACAGUUUUCCCAUAGAUUUCAUGACCGUACAGACACAGUAUAUUCAGAUUCUUUUUAGUUUUCUUCUUUUUUGUCAGUUUUUCUUUAAUUUUCUUCUUUGUGUCAGUUUUUCUUUAAUUUUCUUCUUUAUUUGUCCGUUUUCCCAAGUUUCUUCAGCUUUUUUUAUUUGCCAUUGUUUGCUUUAGCUUCCUUUCAAGGUUUCUUCUCUAUUAUAGACAUUUUUUUAUUUGUUACACUUUUCCCUAGAACAAAUUCAGCGUCUUAUUAGUUUUCUUCUCUAUCGGUCAAUUUCUUUUCAGUUUUCUUCAGCUUCUUUUCAAUAUUUUUCUUAAUUAGGAAAUUUUUGCAGCUUUCAAUUUUUUUAUUUGUUACAGUUUUCCCCAGCUUUUCUUUAUUUGCCAGUUUUUUCAGAUUUUCUUCUUUAUUUGUCAGUUUCUUCCAGUUUCUCUAUUUUUCAGUGUUUCCCUCAGUUUCUUCAACUUCUUUUUAGUUUUAGUUUUCUUUGUUUAUCACUUUUUUCAGCCUUUCUUAAUUUUUUUCAUUAUUAGAAAUUUUUUGCAGCUUCUUUAUUUGAUUUCGUUUCCCCCAGUUAGUAUCCUUCUUCAUUUAUUAGUUUUCCCCGUUUCUCCAACUUUUCCCCAGUCUUUUUAAUGCAGUUUCUUCUAGCAUCUAUUUUCCUUUUGAUUUGGUUCAAGACUUCGGUUGUUGUAAAGAAACAAGAUCAACCAGUGGAACAUGAGAUCCGGGUGGUGAUUUUAUGUCUAUUUGGUCAUUUUUCUUAGUUUCCUAUCUGAUUUUACUACUGAAUUCCGAUAAAGAAAUUGUCAUGUUGUUGCUUCAGUUGAUAUCUGAUAUACUUGAAUCAUAAUUUGGUACGAAAAUACAGCUGAAUGCCUCUACGAGGUUACUACGAUUUUUUCUAAUGAAAAUGCUUCGGUGAUUAUGGACUCAACUACCUAUUCCUUUAUUUGUAUUCCGGGAUGAUUUGUUACAUAUCUAUCAAUUGUGUUGCAAGAUACUAAACCGAAAACGUGGAGAUGCUGAAAUUUAUUACUGUUUGAAUUAACAGAAUUAGCCAAACACUCCAUUUAAUCAGUUUUACCUUAUAUUUUCUAUUAAUUAUUGUGUUUCGAGUGAUUUUUGAAAUUAUUUUCAGUUAUCACUACUUUUUAAUCCCUUUAUUUGAUUUAAAAUUUUUUCUUUAUUUAUAAAUAUGUCUAAUAAAAAAUAUAUAUAGUGAG
Diorhabda sublineata is the source of this 5287-nucleotide messenger RNA. It is a transcript of the gene egg, whose product is annotated as histone-lysine N-methyltransferase eggless. The record is from RefSeq and is a predicted model, not a curated record. Gene Ontology annotation, biological process: negative regulation of gene expression; heterochromatin organization. NCBI's taxonomy places the organism in Eukaryota, Metazoa, Arthropoda, Insecta, Coleoptera, Chrysomelidae. The coding region runs from base 154 to 3909 and encodes 1251 amino acids. The transcript has 17 exons. Gene Ontology annotation, molecular function: histone H3K9 methyltransferase activity; DNA binding; protein binding. Gene Ontology annotation, cellular component: nucleus.